AUGUUUACAAAGUACAAUGCAACAAACUGCAGUAUGAAGUUGCAAGACUCUCUGGAGAAUGUUCAAUUUUGGCUCUGGUGUGACUAUGAUAGGUGGCUCAAUGCACUACUGGCAAUCAAGGAACAAUGUCAUGGAGUCUGGGCUGAACUUGUCAUCAAAAAGUUAGCUCCACCAACAUGGGCUAGACUCUGUGCUAUGGGUCAGAAACUCGUCCAUACCUUCAUGGAAAAAGAGUUUCUGCUGUUUAGGCUCAACACACAUGGAUGGAAGCUUUCCCUUCUUUGCACCACCAAUUAUCCUAACUGGCAUAAGAGUCAUAUCAACAAUGAAUCAAACUGGAAGAUGGACAACAAGAAGGUCAUAAAGCAUGAGGUGGCAGGCAGCCAUGACGACAUUGACAGCAACAUUAAUGAUCUAGAAGCUAAACCUCUUGUCAUUUCAAAGGGCAAGAAGUGUGCAUGUGACACUGAUGAUACUAAAGCCACUCACAAGCAUGUAAAGGAAUCUGGGUCUUUGCAUGGUGACUCAGAUAUUACUGCUUCAUUGUCUUCCACAACCAGCAUAAUCAAGUUGCUGAGUCACUCAUCAGCAUCUGCUGCUGGCAGCUUUGACAUUACUGCUUCAUUGUCUUCCUCAAUCAGCAUCAUCAAGUCGCUGAGUUACUCAUCAGCAACUGCCACUGGAAGUUUGGAUGGGAAUUCAUCUGCUCUAAGUCAAAUCUGCAAGACAGUACUACUUGACAAGACCUUUUUGCCCCCACCACCCCCACCACACCCUUCACCAAGUCCCCCCCAUGGUGUCUAUCUUCCCCAGCCCAUUUCUUGUAUGAACCAUUCACAGGCUGAAAAGGAGAACAUACUGAUUUUCCUGAAGAAUCCACUUGCAGAUGUGUCUGGCGGUGUGAAUGGCAUACCUAAAUGGAUUCCCUCCCCUGCACUAUGUGACCCUAACACUGCUGUGAAGAGCGUCCUUUGGAAGAAGUCCAAGGCCAGUAAUUGGCAGAAGAAUAUCAACAAGAAGGGGACUACACAACAAUUCAGGUUGUACUGGGGUGCUCUAUCCACAGCACAGCAAGAUGAAUAUCAAGCUGAGGCUGAGCAUCUCAACAGUGCUGGUUCCUGGAAGAAGCUUUCUGAUUCUGUUGUCAUCAAUGGCAUUCUCUACUAG
Molecule: messenger RNA, 1167 nt
Organism: Suillus subaureus
Lineage: Eukaryota; Fungi; Basidiomycota; Agaricomycetes; Boletales; Suillaceae
Exons: 6
Coding region: 1-1167 (388 amino acids)
Source: RefSeq, a predicted model, not a curated record